Aptenodytes forsteri (emperor penguin) is the source of this 1626-nucleotide messenger RNA. RefSeq names its product 2'-5'-oligoadenylate synthase 1. Gene Ontology annotation, molecular function: protein binding; double-stranded RNA binding; 2'-5'-oligoadenylate synthetase activity. Gene Ontology annotation, cellular component: membrane; nucleoplasm; cytosol. The coding region runs from base 1 to 1569 and encodes 522 amino acids. The record is from RefSeq and is a predicted model, not a curated record. The transcript has 6 exons. Gene Ontology annotation, biological process: defense response to virus; negative regulation of viral genome replication; regulation of ribonuclease activity. NCBI's taxonomy places the organism in Eukaryota, Metazoa, Chordata, Aves, Sphenisciformes, Spheniscidae.
AUGGAUGUGGGGCAGGCGACAUCCACGAGCGGGCUGAAGACAGUGGCCGCCAAGGAGCUGGACGGCUGGAUUGCAGCGACCCUGGAGCCCAGCACGGCUUUCUGCAGGCACGUGAAGCAGACGGUGAAGCAGAUCUGCGACUUCCUGAAGGAGGACUGCUUUGAGACCAACAUCCACGUCCACAAGACCGUCAAGGGUGGCUCGGCAGGCAAGGGCACAGCCUUGCAGAACAACUCCGACGCCGACGUGGUGCUCUUCCUCAGCUGCUUCUCCAGCUAUCAGAAGCAGAAGCAGGAAAGAAGCAGUAUCCUACGUUUGAUCGAGAAGAGGCUGCACGCCUGCAGGCAGAGCCUGACAUUCACCGUGAACAUCAACGAGCCAAAGUACAAGGGUCCCAGCAACAUGCCACGCUCCCUCAGCUUCACCCUCUGCUCCAAGGAGACCUUGGAGUCCAUCGAGGUGGACAUCCUGCCCGCCUACGACGCCUUGGGGCAGGUGACGCGGGAUGUCCCACCAGAUGCGGGGGUGUACGUGGGGCUCCUGAAUGCCAGCAGUGGACCCGGGGAGUUCUCCCCGUGCUUCACCGAGCUGCAGAAGAAGUUUGUGAAGCGUUGCCCCCCCAAGCUGAAGAACCUCCUGCGACUGGUCAAGCACUGGUACAAGGAGAUGCUGAAGCCACGGUACCCCACCGCGGACCUGCCCCCCAAGUAUGCCCUGGAGCUGCUGACAAUCUACGCCUGGGAGGAGGGCACGGGCUCCUGCGUGUCCUUUGUCAUGGCCGAGGGCUUCCGUACGGUGUUGGAGCUGCUGUGCCGGUACCAGGAGAUCUGCAUCUACUGGGAGACGUACUACUCACUCCAGCACAGCCAGAUCGGUGCCCACGUGAAGGGGCUGCUGCGCAGUCCCCGCCCCAUCAUCCUGGACCCCGCCGACCCCACAGGGAUCCUGGGCCAAGGCAAGAAUUGGUACCUGGUGGCGCAGGAAGCUGCCCACCACCGUUCGCUGCCCUGCGUCAAUACCGCCCAGCCCUGGAACGUGCAGCCGGCCCGACCCGUGAGGAUUGAGGUGAAACAGCUGGCAGGCACCAGCCUGAGCAUGACCGUCAGCCCGAGCACCACCGUCUGGCAGCUGAAGGAGAAGAUCGAGCAGGAGUGGGGCAUCCCCCGGUACAGGCAGCGCCUGGCGCAGCAGGAGCCAGGCAGGAGCACCCUCAUCCUGCAGGACAACGAGACCCUGGCCACCCACGGCAUCUUCUACAGUACCACGCUGAUGCUGCUGCAGACUGAGCCCCAGGCGAUGGAGGUCUUCGUGAAGGACGACAAGAACCGGACCACCACCUACAUGGUGCAACCCACUGACACGGUCUGGCAGCUGAAGGAGCAGAUCCACGCCCGGCACGGGCCUCCUGCCAACCAGCAGCGCUUGACGUACGGCUCCAGGGAGCUGGAGAACCAGCACGUGCUGGCGCACUACAACAUCCAGCCCAGGAGCACAAUCUUCAUGCUCCUGCGGCUCCGGGGGGGCACGGGCCCCUGGCACCCCCAGUUCCCUGCUUGCUCGCCCUCCUAAGCAUCGCCCUCAGCACCAGCCUACGCGCCUGUAACCUGUCUCCCUGUCAUGCUGGAA